Messenger RNA from Galendromus occidentalis (western predatory mite), 1242 nucleotides. RefSeq lists its product as uncharacterized. The transcript has 2 exons. Gene Ontology annotation, molecular function: mRNA 3'-UTR binding; ribosome binding; mRNA regulatory element binding translation repressor activity. The record is from RefSeq and is a predicted model, not a curated record. Bases 1 to 1242 code for a protein of 413 amino acids. Gene Ontology annotation, cellular component: synapse; nucleus; cytoplasm. Lineage: Eukaryota; Metazoa; Arthropoda; Arachnida; Mesostigmata; Phytoseiidae. Gene Ontology annotation, biological process: negative regulation of cytoplasmic translation.
AUGGAAAUGCAGAUGGCCUCCGAUUGCAUACGGGGCAGCUGCAUAAUGUUCGAAUGUCGGCACGCGGCUGGGGGGAGCGCCUCGGUUAGUGAACUGUCUCUCGUAGCGGAAGCAACAGCUCCGAAUCCGUUCCUGAAUCCUCCGAAGAGCUACUCCGGCAGCGACCGUGAACGAUUCCGAGUUCUCGGUACGAUCUCAGCGGGGGCUCUGGGAAAGACGAGUAAUAUCGACUACCCUCGGAUUCCUUGUGUCACGAAAUCAUUCCGUUCAGACAAUCAGAGUCGGAGAACUGCCGCGAACAGCUCGUCCGUGAGUAAACGCUACGAGCAGAGAUGUUCGUCUCUGGUGCUGCAAUGGAGUCGACAGCAUCAGCAACAGAACUUCCAGGGGAGGAAUUGUGACAGAGAAAGGCUGAGCGACGUAGUCCUACCCGAGGCAGUCGUCACGGACGAGUUGUCGUCGGUGAUUAUCGCGCAGUUUCUGGAUCCCUCCAUCGAACGCGGGUCGCCGAGCGAUCUGUUCACGGAUUUCGAAGUCUUGGAUAUAUCAGCCGUGAGCGAGCCGCCGAAUUCCGUGAAGGUGUGUUUCGCCGGGAGGGAAUCCGUACGGAAACUCUUGAAGCACUGCACAUACGACAAAGACAAUGGCUACGUCUACGCUCAUAAGAAGAAUGGACGGAACGUGAUCAUCAAGGUUUCUCCGUAUUGGUCGAAACUGGGUGUCUACAAACGCUAUGAGUGGUUCAACGAAGCGCAGAUUUUCGAGCCCGUCUGUCACGUUAGGGGCAUCGUUUCCGCAAUCACGGCCGAGCAGCUUGCCGCACCUUUCGAGCUUCUUUUCGGGCCCGUGCUCCUCGCGAAAAUCUUCCUCGACGGGAGAGGCUUCCCGACCGAAUGGGGCUACGUCAUAUUUCGAGAAAGACUCCACUACGAGGCGGCAUUGCGCACUGGGCUCAUUGCGGUCAAGUCUCAAAACCUACAAUUGAGCCUCGAGGCAGUUCCGUCGUUUGAGAAAGAGCCGUGUACCUACUGCUUUGCUCGGGACGGUGUGAUAUUCUGCCGUCACACUCACUGCUUCACAUUUUAUUGUUACUCUUGCUUUGUAAAAGUUCACGACAUGGGCUCUUUGAUGCAGCAGCUCGACGAUCCCUUGUUCGCCGCCUCCGACGGAGUAAUGCAUAGGGUCUAUGUCUGCAAGGACGAGGACGAAGCAGACGAGGGAAUAGGGUCAUUAGUCGAGUAA